Nicotiana tabacum (common tobacco) is the source of this 435-nucleotide messenger RNA. RefSeq lists its product as uncharacterized. The record is from RefSeq and is a predicted model, not a curated record. NCBI's taxonomy places the organism in Eukaryota, Viridiplantae, Streptophyta, Magnoliopsida, Solanales, Solanaceae.
AUGUUGCAGCAAGGACACCUUAAAGAGCUGUUGAACGACAAAGGAAGGAACACCUUCGCAAGGGGUCAAGAGCGUCAAGGCUCGCUGAAGCUUCCCUCACCAGCUCGUACCAUCAAUAUGAUCAUUGGUGGUAGCGAUGACGCUUCUAACAACGGUGUCAAGUUCAAUGCCACUCACAAGAUCACAAGAUCGAUCACCCAUGAACGGUAUGACAUACUCGACGAGAGUAUCAUCUUCGAUGAGUCAGAUGCCAACAGUUUGACUUUCCCUCACAACAAUGCUCUAGUCAUUACUUUACGAAUUGUAUAUACUGAUGUUAAACAUAUCAUGGUAGAUGAUGGGAGUGGAGCGUGUAUUAUCCAUCCCCGAAUCCUCACCCAGAUGAGACUCGGCGACAAGAUAGUGUCGCGCUGCAUCAUGCAACAAUGCAGUUGA